GUGUCGUCAUUUUGUCCAGCAGGAUGGGAAUGUGUGUUAUACAAUUCCAUACCGCAUCCAGUACAACCCUAACAUGAUGACGGCCUCAGAUGAAGUUGUGUACGCUAAAUGCUGUGUCAACCAAGCAGGACAAACCAUCUCCACAGAUGCCAUCCUAGCAGACACAGCAACAAAAUAUAUCGACAAACAGCAAGAGGCUGUUAACUUUUUAGGUGUGACACUAUCCGCCACGCUCAAUAAUGGCCGCGCUAUAGAAAGAGCACUUCCUCUAAACCAAAUCUACAAACUGUGUUUAGACGUAACGGAUAACGGCUUCGCAUAUCUUGGCUUGAUCCGAAUAAUCGUCCAUAAUGGUCAGACGGGUUCUUCGCGAAAAGAGGCAGUGGUGUAUGGAAAUGAUGGAUGCAGCGACGAGUCCGGCAAGGCUAUCGUGCACUCCUAUCCAAGCAGAGUCAGUGACACGAGGAUUUGCAUGCGGUACAGGCCAGGUUACUUCCGACCAGGACCUGCAGCUGUGAUCCAUGAUAUGAAAUACAGGCUGUGCCUGGCAGGGGAUCAAGUUAGCUGUCAGUUGACACAAUGUGGAGUAACCGGAGGCAGGAAGAAGCGUCAAACGAAUACCGGCGGAGUUGAGGCAACAGCCAACCACACUGUCUACUUCGAGGAUGAGUCCACGCCAGCGUCACAAACAAACUCCGAAACUGAAGUUUCUCCAACUACAAAGGACUGCCUCCUGGAUAUGUCUGUGAUUUUCCCCGCUAUCAUCGUGGUCUGCGUCGUCACCCUGGUGCUCAUCAUCGUCAUCAUGUACAUGUGCUUCCUGCUGAUGAAGAAAAGACGCAAGCAAGAAGAUAAGCAGGACGAACUGAGUUCCGUAAAGAGUCGCAAGUCAUACGCAUACAGCAACUAAUUCAGCCUAAUUUGUCGCCAGAAUAAUUUUGUUAGUCCUAUUGGAAGAUAUAUAUUAUUCAAAUGCACCGAUAACUUUGCUUUUUAAUCUAACACAGAAAAAACACACACUUUUUCACGUGAGUAGGUUGUACUAGGACAAAGGACAUAUCCUCAUGUUUCGUGAGUAGGUUCUCCAGCUUGAUAUAUUUUCUUAUAACUUAGAUGUAACUUGACACGUCAAGUGUAAGGCAAUGGAUGAAAGGUCGGCUGAAGCAUGGGAGAUUUUUGUGCGUGUUGUCAAAGCAUCUCAGCGUAAUUGUAGUGAUUUGUUGAAUUGGCUUUGGAGUCUGGUAUCCAGACAGACAGGUCUCAUCUUGAGCCGUGAGCAUCCAUGCAUUACGUCUCCGUACAUUGACACAGGUACAGAUUUGACACGCUUUGGCUUUUUUCUAUUGUACACGCCCUGUAAUUAAGAUCAGUGAGAUUGGAUAUGUUUUGUUACAGUCAUACAUUGAACAUAUGCAUGUGUCUUUUACAUCUUGUGAACCAGACCGGGUAAACAAACCUUAAGAAUGUACAGCCAUCCUUCAUGUCGAACUAAAUGUCCGGCAAAACAACAUAUGCACCCGUUAUUGGUGGUUGUUAAAGUUUAACAACUAAAGAGCGAUUAGUCUUUUGUGAUUAUUUGAUAGGACAAUCGUUAUUAUGUUUUUGAUCCUAGGGUGACUGUGUUUCGUGGAUUGUUUUCAUCUUAGUAACGUAUCCAUAACGUUUGGGAGUGGUCAGGCUCUGACAACUUAUGAACCUUUGAAGACAAACUUUCCCACAACAUGAGAACGCUAAGAACGGAAUUUUAAAUGAGAAAAAAGCCCAUUUACUAUCGCUAUCAUUCUAAAAUCUUCACAGCACAAUACACAGCUUUCCCCACACAUAUAGGCCAUUAUGCUUCCCCCAUGCUGAGGUGAUAACCUCAUCUUGAUAUUUUUACUGAACUGUCGCCAGUCUCGCUUGAGGGAGCGCAAGCAAGAACAAUGACAUAAGAGAACACUCGUGUCAUAUUGACAACGGAUGCCUGUGUCUCUUUACAAGAAUCGAAGGGAUUUGAAAUGCGAAAAAAGUCCAUUUACUGUCGCUCUAAGUCUUCACAGCGCAAUGGUGUCAUUACGAAUCCUUUAUCCAAUGGUGUCCUGGGGGCGGUGUGGUAGCCUAGUGGUUAAAGCGUUCGCUUGUCACGCCCAAGACCCGGGUUUCGAUUCCCCACAUGGGUACAAUGUGUGAAGCCCAUUAUUGGUGUCCCCUGCCGUGAUAUUGCUGGAAUAUUGCUAACAGCGGCGUAAAACUAAACUCACUCACUCACUCCAAUGGUGUCCUCUUGUAAAUUAGUAUUUGAAAAUAUAGUGUUUGAAGCGUUUGCAACGAAAACAGCAAAUAUUCUGUAAGCUCCAAAAACAAAAUUCCUUCCAUAUCUUUGACACUAACAGCACUUAUUACAUUCAAAUUGUUAUCAGGUUUGAUCUGGGUCACCUUUGUGAGCUGCUAUGGAUUAUGUUGUCUGAGCUAUUGUAAUGACGUCUUUCUUUCGAAAAUCCAAUAAAAUAUUUGUGAUUGCA
Messenger RNA from Haliotis rubra (blacklip abalone), 2501 nucleotides. RefSeq lists its product as uncharacterized. Bases 74 to 910 code for a protein of 278 amino acids. The record is from RefSeq and is a predicted model, not a curated record. The transcript has 6 exons. NCBI's taxonomy places the organism in Eukaryota, Metazoa, Mollusca, Gastropoda, Lepetellida, Haliotidae.